CACGUCUCGCACAUCAGCCUUCAGAACUGCGUCUCUCGGCGAAACCCAUGGCGCGCAGCGGCAGCGCGCUGAUGGCCGCCACACCGACACCGGUGGUGGACCCCGAGGCGUAUCCGUUUCGUAACCUCAUUUUUCAGGUAGCUGCUAGAUAAUGGGAAUGGCCUUGGUUGGACCGCGCAGACUUUUGCUCUGGAACGUUUCCUCCCAAAAACGACGGCAAUUGUCGUGUUUGGAGGAUGUGGAUGGAGUUCUGACCAGAGGAGAUCAGGUGGACCUGGAUCCCACCUUGGUGCGGCGGCUGAGUCAAGUUGUCCGGGACCACGAUGCUGGAGUGGUCUUGACCACGCAGCGCCGUAAGACCAUGCGGGCGCUGAACCAUGUGCUCAGAGGCCUCUCUGCGGGCAAGCUGGCACCGGGAAGGAUUCUGGGAGUCACGCCCAGUCUUUGUGGCUCCAGUGACUGCUGUGUGGAAGAGAUCCGAAGUUGGUUGGCAGCUAACAAAGACUUGGCCCAUGCCAACUGGGUGGCGGUUGAUGAUAAGGACCUGACAGCGCAAGAUCCUGAGUUUCUCCGGGGCCACUUUCUCCGAACAGACUUCGCGGAGGGGCUCACCCAGGCGAAGACCGAUGAGCUCUCAUCGAUGCUGGUGAAGGCUGCGAGGGCCUCGAGCAAAGCAGCCUUUCGGGAUUGGCAGCGGAGGCAUGCGGCAGUGGUCGCGGCACAAGCUGUAGAGGAGGCGGCGCACGAGAGCGCCCGGCCACGUGGCAGCUACCGAGAGGAGCUGCAGCGGCAAGCUUGGUCCCACGAGGAACAAGAACGGUCCAUCCGACGAGCACAGGCUGCUGAGGAGAGUUCCCAGGAGCCCAGUGAGAGCGUUCAGGCGCUUCGCGCCCUACAGCGAGGCCGCGAAUUUCUUUGACGCCGGGCGCGCAAGGCGACACCUGCUGCGUUGCGGAAAGAGUGGCAGAUCGCGCUCGGCUGGGGCGGCGAGGAUUGUCCGG
Durusdinium trenchii is the source of this 1001-nucleotide messenger RNA. Lineage: Eukaryota; Dinophyceae; Suessiales; Symbiodiniaceae. The record is from the annotation of a GenBank genome assembly.